AUGACCACAGAGCAGCUACUGCUAUUGAUAAACAGGCUAAGUCAAGCAGCUCCUGUAAGUACUCCUACACAUAUUUCCGGCAACUUUGCGAAGUGCUCUACGCGGUUCGAUGGACACAAAACAAGAGACGUGUUAGCUUUCAUCGAUGCCGUCGAAGUAUACAAAUCAUGCGUAAAUAUGAGCGACGAUGUCGCGCUGCGAGGUUUGCCCAUGUUAUUGACGGGGAUAGCCGCUACUUGGUGGCAAGGCGUCAAAGACAGCACCCCGACAUGGCAAGACGCAUUAGAAUCUCUAAAGCAGACCUUCGGGCCUAGGCUGCCCGCGCACAGAAUCUUUAGAAUUAUUUUUGAACGCGAACAGCGGAUUAACGAGACUACAGAUUUAUUCGUCUGUCACAUCAGAGCAUUGUUCGCGCAACUUCCGCAACGUUCUCUCACGGAAGAAGUACAAUUAGACAUGACGUAUGGCUUGUUAAACAAAAGAAUACGCGAAAAG
This is a messenger RNA of Papilio xuthus (Asian swallowtail), 495 nucleotides long. RefSeq lists its product as uncharacterized. The annotation marks the transcript as partial. NCBI's taxonomy places the organism in Eukaryota, Metazoa, Arthropoda, Insecta, Lepidoptera, Papilionidae. The record is from RefSeq and is a predicted model, not a curated record. The transcript has a single exon.